AUGCGACUUCUUUCAUCCCUUCUAAUGAUCCUGCAAUCGCGAACUCUGAGAGUGAUAGCUCUCUCCACAAUAGAUUCAAACUCGGGGCAAUCAACGACAGCGACACUACCACUACGAAGCAGAGCCGACAGUAUUGAAUCAUCUGAUACUGCUCCAGUUAUAUCCAUGGAAACAUUGGACCGACGGAGAAUGCUUCAAGGAAGCUUUUCGGGUAUUCUUAUGCAAGUCUCCGCCUACUGUGGCUUAUUGUCCAUUUCGUCUCCCCUUCCUUCGCAUGCCUACACACCCGAUCCAGAUCCACUGAAGGAAUCCUUGUAUCUGAUAUGUCGCGUCCAGGAAGCAACCUGCCUCCAAGAACGCUACAUUAACAAAAAGUUGCCACCGAUCAAAAAGAUGAAAUUGACCCUACGGUUGGUAGAUCGAAGCUAUCGAUUGUUGGACCAAAUCAACUAUAUUUCCAAGUUCAUGGAAGCAGAAUGCGUCCAUGUCAAAGUGCACCUUGCAAAACAAGUGCAGUCAUGGUGUAGAUCUGCCUUUCUACUGAGCCAGCCAUGCAUAUGUUGUGCCCAUCACACCUUAAAUAGUCUCUGGAUAGUGUGUUGGCAGUAUGCGGGUAUGGUUGCAACUCUUAUUGACGAUUCACGGUUGAUUGUCUGGACUUGA
This is a messenger RNA of Cylindrotheca closterium, 663 nucleotides long. The record is from the annotation of a GenBank genome assembly. NCBI's taxonomy places the organism in Eukaryota, Bacillariophyta, Bacillariophyceae, Bacillariales, Bacillariaceae.